AUGGCAUCGACUCGAGAAGCUCUGUCUCGCCGGGGAUGCGUGGCAGAGGAGGAGCUAUUCUUGAAUGGAUCUAUGAAGCUCAUAGACACUUGCGAGAUCGCUAAGGAUGUCAUCUCGAGGCUAAGAGAACACGUGGCAGCACUUCAGUCUGCGAUCCGCAGGAGAAGGAAUGGCGAAUCCAGUUUGGAAUUUUCUGUUUCUGACUACAUUUAG
Linum tenue is the source of this 213-nucleotide messenger RNA. NCBI's taxonomy places the organism in Eukaryota, Viridiplantae, Streptophyta, Magnoliopsida, Malpighiales, Linaceae. The record is from the annotation of a GenBank genome assembly.